Ostrinia nubilalis (European corn borer) is the source of this 1999-nucleotide messenger RNA. Its product is annotated as pescadillo homolog. The record is from RefSeq and is a predicted model, not a curated record. Gene Ontology annotation, molecular function: RNA binding. Gene Ontology annotation, cellular component: PeBoW complex; nucleolus. Lineage: Eukaryota; Metazoa; Arthropoda; Insecta; Lepidoptera; Crambidae. The transcript has 6 exons. Gene Ontology annotation, biological process: maturation of LSU-rRNA from tricistronic rRNA transcript (SSU-rRNA, 5.8S rRNA, LSU-rRNA); ribosome biogenesis. Bases 130 to 1950 code for a protein of 606 amino acids.
UCAAAUGUCAACCAUCACCUGUGAUGUGUUGUGUUGAACAAAUAAAUUAAUUUUUAUUUAAUUUAAAAGCUAAAAGAAUACUGAUAAACCAUAGUAACUACAUUUAAUUAAAUAAUAAAUUAAACAAAAAUGGUUUCCAAGAAGAAGAAGAAGUAUUCAUCUGGAGAGGGAGCACAAUUUAUGACCAGGAAGGCUGCCCUCAAAAAACUACAAUUAACACUGAAGGAUUUUAGACGUAUAUGUAUUCUAAAAGGUAUUUAUCCGAGAGAACCUCGCAAUCGUAAGAGGGCUCAGAAAGGCGCUGGAGGUAUCAAAACGCUGUACCAUACAAAAGAUAUCAAGUUUCUAUUACAUGAGCCUGUACUAUGGAAAAUCAGAGAGCUAAAAGUAUACCAACAAAAGAUUCGGAAAGCCCGUUCGAUGAGAGACUUCCGUCAGAUGAGAAGAUAUUUACGUGACUACCCAGACACAAACAUUGACCACAUUGUCAAAGAAAGAUAUCCCACUUUUGUUGAUGCCUUACGCGAUUUGGAUGAUUGUCUCACUCUGUGCUUCUUGUUUAGCACAUUCCCAUCACUGAAAAGGGUUCCCAGAGAUCAGUCUAUGCUAUGCCGAAGACUAACAGUCGAGUUUAUGCAUGCAGUCAUAGCAGAAAAGGCACUUCGGAAAGUAUUUGUAUCGGUGAAGGGAUAUUACUAUCAGGUGGAGUUUGAGGGACAAACUAUCACAUGGAUUGUUCCUCAUCAUUUCUCAUUCCAGCCACAAAGUAAGGAUGAAGUGGACUUCAAAAUUAUGUCAACCUUCGUUGAAUUCUACACAAUGAUGCUUGGAUUUGUAAAUUUCAAGCUAUACCACUCCCUAAACUUGGUAUACCCACCAAAAUUGACAGCGGCUUUCUCAGCUGAUUCUGACAAAGAUCUUAUUGACGAACAGUCUUAUGUAUCAGAGAGGAUAGCUGCUAUGAACAUACCAGUGGUGAAAAUAACUGGUGCCAAUGAAGUUGAAGAAUUGCCAGAAAUGGAUAUAUUCAAUACUGAAGAUGAGGACCCACAAAAACUGGAAGAAGCUAAGCAAGAAGCUGAGAAUGUAAAGAAACUGAAAACAAUGUUCAAAGGCCUCAAAUUCUACAUCAACAGGGAAGUGCCCAGAGAACCUCUUGUAUUUAUCAUUCGGUGCUUUGGUGGUGAGGUGUCGUGGGACAAAGAUCAUUUUGUUGGGGCCACAUUUGAUGAAUCAGAUGAGUCAAUUGCAUACCAGAUUGUUGACAGGCCUAGUAUGGAAAAGCAAUACUUGUCCCGCUACUAUAUUCAACCUCAAUGGGUAUUUGAUAGUGUCAAUGCCAGGACAUUGCUGCCCAUCAACAAAUACCUCAUGGGUGCUGUAUUGCCACCCCAUCUUUCACCAUUCACAGAUAAGAUCAGAGACCAAGUUUACAAACCACCUGAAGAAAGAGAACUACUUGAUCCCAAUCUUAAACCUUUGAAUGAUGAUAAAGGUUCUGAUACUGAUAUUGAAGAAGCAAGUGAUGAAGAUGAAGAAAAAAAAGAUGCAGAAUCUGAUGAGGAUCCUGAUGAAGCACUAACAAAACAAUACCAACAAGAAAUCAAGGACGAAUCAUCCUCUGAAGAUGAAGAUGAGGUUGAUCCUGAGAAGAAGAAAUUAGCAAAGGAAAAGAAAAAGGCCAUGGCAGUUACAACUGGAGUGCCACAUAAAGAGCACCCAUAUCAAAAAGAAAUUGAAGACAAACAAGCAUUCAGACUGAGAGAAAAGCUUGUUCGCAAGAAGCACAGAAACCUUUACAAGAGUAUGAAGGCUGGACAAGAAAAACGAAAGAAGGAAAUAUGGCUACUCAGGAAGAAGAGGCGUCUCCAUGAUGAGAAGGCCAAGGAAGAAAAGAAAGCAGAAAAACGCAAACAGAGAAUGCAGGCCAUUGAUGCUGCAUCUGCAUAGGAUUAUUACUAUACAUAAUGUGAAAUAAAUACCACAUGUACUGUAACAA